Molecule: messenger RNA, 1993 nt
Organism: Leguminivora glycinivorella
Lineage: Eukaryota; Metazoa; Arthropoda; Insecta; Lepidoptera; Tortricidae
Exons: 6
Coding region: 1-1143 (380 amino acids)
Source: RefSeq, a predicted model, not a curated record
AUGGACACCGAAAUUGCGACCGAAACUCGCAAGGCAACGGCACGACAACUAGAGAUGCAGCUAAAAACAACAGCACAGGACCUACACGAGUCGAGGGCCUUGUCGAAGCAGUUGUUGGAGGAAAGGGAGGAAAGCGAAGUGGAGCUCCAGAAGGUAAUUAACAAAAACUCAGAAUUGAGAAGGGAGCUGGCGGACAAUGAUGUGCAGCUGACUGAUGCCCGCGGAGAAGUGGACCGUUUGCAAGGCACAAUAGACACCUUCAACCAGUGCGCUUCGACACAUGAAGUGGCCUUGGCCCGCAUCACACAGUUAGAAGAAGAACUGGGUGCGGCAAAUGAGGAACUUAAUCUGUUUAGGAAAGAGCGGGAGCACUAUGAUGCUUCGCAGUUACAGAAUGUGUACCAAGAGUUGUGCAAGUGUUACAGUGCGAGUUUUACGUACACGGAGAAAUUCACCUUGAAACAAUGUUCGUCUGACUUUGAGUACCAUGUAAUCCAGUCUAAGAAAGACCUCGACUCUGAGGAUGAAUCUGGAUCAUUAAAGACUCAGAAGAAAACAACCAAAAGGAAAAACGCUUCUCAGAUCCCGAAACGUGACGCGGGCUGGUCGCUGGACAGAAACGUCGUCGAAGAAUGUGCUAGUAAAAGCAAGAAGAUCAAACCAAAGAAAACUGUGAAAAAGCACGCAUCGUCCGUGUUAAUAACUGAUACGUUGCAGGACAGUGACACUGACCUUGAUGAAGAAGACAAAACUAAAAGUACGACAACCAAGUCGAAGAAAGAGACACCUGAUUGUAAGCCAGGCUGGUUUUCAAACUGGGGUGACGAAGGACAUGUUGAAGCCCAGCGUCGAGCAUCCGCUGCCAACUCUCUGUCGUCCGUGCUGAUACGUCGCGUCCCAGGCGGCUACGUGCGUCGCACAGCUUCGUUAACCGGUGAUCUUUUUAUUGAUCUUAAACUGUAUAACGUAGUAGAUAUUCAAAACGUUCCAUCUGAAGCCCGUUGGGAGAAAGCGCUGGUUAAUUUUAAAUAUCGUGUGGAUUCCGUUUCGGAUAUAGUAGAUGGAAUAAAUAAGAUUCUAAAGCGUUGUAAGGACGACUUUACAGAUGAAGGAACCUUUUUCCCAGAUAAAAAAAGCCAAUAAUCUUUAAUCUUUUUUACGUCUAAUUUAGUCUAUUCCUAUGUCAAUAGGCAAAAUGCCUCAUAAUAGCUCCAUAUUUUGUUCAGUGUGUGACAUAAGUAUUCCAAGUAAAGCCUUUUCUGCUCACUUGCGCACUAACUUGCAUAAAAAUAAUAACUCUGUUCAAUUAACUCCUGAUAUUGAAAAAAUAAGCAGCGCUUUCCGUAGUAGAAUAGCAUCAUACAGAGUGCGUGGACCAGAGAGUAGCCUCCAUGACUCACCGGUAAAGUUUCUGUGCGCUCUUCGUAGACAUAUUAAACAUAUUCUCGAAGCGAGAAGGCUUGCUUUUGGAUCUAUAAAGGUUAACUUUGAACUGUUUGCUGAAUUUGGUUUGCCGAAAAAUGAAGCAUGUGAAAUUAAAUCAUUCGCUACGCAAAAUAUCAUUUUACAUCAGAGUUACGAAUUUAAAGAAAUAUUUUCAACCAUUUUGAACACAUUGAGCACGAAAAUUGAUGAAUUUCAAGAACGGGACAGUGGCUGGAGCUUUCUACGAAACUUAUAUCUCGAGAUAAACAUAAACAAAUAUAAUCCUCUUAGAGCGUCUAGAUUUAUAGAAUUACCAAAGUUAAUAAAACAUCGAAGAGCUUGUGUAAAUAUUAAAAACAAUGAAAGUAGCACUAUCUUCGAAUGAUGAUAAACGAGUAAUAUUAAAAGACAAUAUUCACACACUUGCGUGGGGACAUGCUUCAUUUUUCUAAAUAUAGUUAUAUAGUGAUAUUUUAAAGGAAACUUUGAACUAAUUUGUAAACACCUACUUUACUUUUUAAGUUAGCUAUGCCAGUAUGUAUAUUAUUAUUAAAUAAACUUAAAAAAA